AUGCCAUAUACUUGUUUUCUUUGUUCUGAAAAUACUCCUAAAACUUUCUCAUCUAAAAACUCACUUUUUAUUCAUGAAAGAACUGUUCACCCAAAUAAUAAAAUAAUACCUCACUCGCGCAGGUUAACUUCUCCAUCUUUAUACGAUAUUCACCACUUUAAACAUUCUUUUAUAAUGCAGUUAAAGGCACGCUUACAAUUUCAUAGAAGUGAACCUCGAGUAAAAACUUUAAAAAUGGGGCCCUUUUCUGAAGGACUUUUUAUUAUUUUAUUCUACAAUGAACCAACUUUUCAAUAUUCUCCAGCAAAAAGAAUGUAUACUUGUAAGUUUGAAGGUGGUCAAGGAUAUGAACAAUUAGGAAUUCUUUUUGAUAAUAAAAACUGGGGUAGUAAAAAGCGGCGAACAGGGACAUGUGCAUAUGUUUUAAUGCAGAACGCGCAAGAAACUUAUGAUGUUACUUUCUGUCGUGUGUACAAAGAUUCAAAUAUGCAGUUACGUUGUGGUUCUAUGCGUUUUGAAUUUAAUGUUGAUGUAAGAGAUUUUGUAGAAGGUAAUUGA
Molecule: messenger RNA, 558 nt
Organism: Rhizophagus irregularis DAOM 181602=DAOM 197198
Lineage: Eukaryota; Fungi; Glomeromycota; Glomeromycetes; Glomerales; Glomeraceae
Source: RefSeq, a predicted model, not a curated record